GCCCGUCCUUCUGCGUCGCAGACGUCGACGCGAGUGCGAGCCGGCAAGAUGGCGGCGGCUGGAGCGGGCCGUCUGAGGCGGGCGGCGUCCGCUCUGCUGCUCCGGAGCCCGCGCCUCCCCGCCCGGGAGCUGUCGGCUCCAGCCCGGCUCUACCACAAGAAGGUCGUGGAUCACUAUGAGAACCCCAGGAACGUGGGCUCCCUUGACAAGACAUCUAAAAAUGUUGGAACCGGAUUGGUGGGUGCACCGGCAUGUGGUGACGUCAUGAAAUUGCAGAUCCAGGUGGACGAGAAGGGGAAGAUUGUGGACGCCAGAUUUAAAACAUUUGGCUGCGGCUCCGCCAUUGCCUCCAGCUCCUUAGCCACGGAGUGGGUGAAGGGGAAGACGGUGGAGGAAGCCUUGACCAUCAAAAACACAGACAUCGCCAAGGAGCUCUGCCUUCCACCCGUGAAACUGCACUGCUCCAUGCUGGCGGAGGACGCCAUCAAGGCCGCCCUGGCUGAUUACAGACUGAAGCAGGAGUCCCGGAAGGAAGAGCCACAGCAGCAGUGAGCGCUGCAGCCGCUCCCGCCUCCACAGACUGCUGCCUGCCGCACUCGCACCACA
Acomys russatus (golden spiny mouse) is the source of this 606-nucleotide messenger RNA. It is a transcript of the gene Iscu, whose product is annotated as iron-sulfur cluster assembly enzyme. The record is from RefSeq and is a predicted model, not a curated record. Bases 49 to 552 code for a protein of 167 amino acids. The transcript has 5 exons. Gene Ontology annotation, molecular function: 2 iron, 2 sulfur cluster binding; ferrous iron binding. NCBI's taxonomy places the organism in Eukaryota, Metazoa, Chordata, Mammalia, Rodentia, Muridae. Gene Ontology annotation, biological process: intracellular iron ion homeostasis; iron-sulfur cluster assembly. Gene Ontology annotation, cellular component: mitochondrial matrix; cytoplasm.